AUUUCCUUGUGACCGCCCCCUACCCUAUACCCUAUAAUAAUAUGUAUUGAACAAAAUGGACAACCAAGCCAAUAUACAAAUAUAUAUUUGAUAGAAAUGCAAUAAAAAGCUCUCUAUAACAAGCUAACUAUAUCGUUCUGUAUAUAUACACAAAGGGGUCUGUUCCAUGGCUGCAGUCGCCUCCCGUCCGACAGUUAGAAGUGGCGGCGACUACAAACACAUGACAUGUCAACAUUUUGUCCAAACUUUCAUCACCAUGCAACAAAGUCAACACAUUUUUUGUUUAAAUCAUAGAAAGACGAAGCUGAUCACUUUUCUGAGCUGAAAAAUCUUCGAAGCUGAUUACUUUUCUGAGCUGAUACAUCUUCACAGCACUGAUUUUUAUUUUGAGGGUUUCAAUGUUCAAAGCCGAAUCUUCUGUCAGUUUAAAUGUUCACAGCGAGCCACGCUCUAAGCUGAUUAGCUUACCAUCUGUCACAUCAGCUUACCAGCGGCCACAUCAGAUUACCAGCUGUCAAAUCAGAUUACCAGCCGUCACAUCAAAUUACCAGCCAGCACAUCAGAUUACUAGCCGUCACAUCAGAUUACCAGCCGUCACAUCAGAUUACCAGCCGUCACAUCAGAUUACCAGCCGUCACAUCAGAUUACCAGCCGUCACAUCAGAUUACCAGCUGUCACAUCAGAUUACCAGCUGUCACUUCAGAUUACCAGCUGUCACAUCAGAUUAAAGUCUUGUAGAAUGUAUCUAGAUGUGGCUAACCUUCAACUCCCCUUCACAAUGCCGUGCCACAGAUGUUAUUGUUAUCCCAGGAAAUACCUCCCCCUCCCCCAACAAAAAUGUAUAACAUGCCAUAACCACUCAUGUCUAAAAAAGUACUGCACCCCACCACUCAUGUCUAAUAAAGUACUACACCCCACCACUCAUGUCUAAUAAAGUACUACACCCCA
Lymnaea stagnalis (great pond snail) is the source of this 948-nucleotide messenger RNA. Lineage: Eukaryota; Metazoa; Mollusca; Gastropoda; Lymnaeidae. The record is from the annotation of a GenBank genome assembly.